AUGUCGAAAAAGAAAUCGCGCGUGUGGACAUUCUUUGAUGAUAUUGAAGGUGAAUCGUCUAAAGUGAAAUGUAACCAGUGCCAGGGAAUUAUUUCACGCGGCGGUCAAGGCAGAAAAGCAAACACGACAAGUAUGACGAAUCACAUAAAAUAUAAGCACAGUGAGUUGAUGCCUCAAUUGGCGAGUUCUAUUAAAAGUAGUUCAAAUGAACCCCAUUCAUCUGUUGCUUCUGUAUCCCAACUUGAGCCCUUACCACCAUCGCCAAAUCCAUCUACUUCAUCGGGAAGCGAAAUAGCAAAACAACAAAGUAUACGAGAAAGUUUAACGGUCCAGUGGUCACUUCAGGACUCCCGAUCAAGAGAAAUAAGUGUUGCAAUAGGAGAAAUGAUUGCGUUAGAUAACCAACCUCUGUCUUUAGUUGAAAACACUGGUUUUAUCAAUCUUAUGAAGAAGCUCAAACCAAAAUACGUUUUACCGAGGGAGUGGAAGUUACUUGAAAAAUGCCUUACAUUACUCAAACCGUUCGAAGAGGUGACAAAGAUAAUUAGUUCCAGUUGCUCAUCAAUAUCAGAAGUUAUUCCUCACCUUAAAACACUGCAAAAAUAUCUGGAGAACUACGUAGACGAUGACCAAGACGAGCAAUUAAUAGAAAUGAAGACUGUAUUGGAAAACGGCUUAAAAACUAGGUUUCAAAACUUGGAACUGAACAAAUUAUUUUCACUUGCAACUUUGCUUGAUCCAAGGUACAAAUUACAAUUUUUUAAUACUGAACAUCUGGUAACAGUAAGAUCACAGUUUUUGAUGGAAGCGUUAAAGAACAGUUUGGGUGACGAUGAUGACAGCGAUUUAAGUAACGACGAGAGAAAUACCGAUAACACUGGCAGCUCCGAAAUGACAGUUCAUCGCAACUUUUGGGGGGUUUACCAAGAAAUGGUAACGCGAAAAGUGCACAAUAUUGACGACGAGAAAUCUAGUUCAGCUCACGAACUUCACUCUUACUGCGCAUUGCCUGUCAUGAAACGCAAUGAAGACCCAUUUACGUGGUGGCACCAGAACAGUUCGAGAUAUCCUGAAAUGUCUCGUAUCGCCAAAAUAUACCUUUGUUGUCCCGCCAGCACUGUUUACAGCGAACGUCUUUUCUCGGAAGCUGGCAACAUCUACGAGACGAAAAGAAAUCGUCUACUCCCUGAUCGAGCCGAAACAUUAACAUUCCUGCACCACAACUUGCCUUUAAUUAAAAAUAAAAAUAUUUAA
Ostrinia furnacalis (Asian corn borer) is the source of this 1254-nucleotide messenger RNA. RefSeq names its product zinc finger BED domain-containing protein 4-like. Gene Ontology annotation, molecular function: protein dimerization activity; DNA binding. The transcript is spliced from 2 exons. The coding region runs from base 1 to 1254 and encodes 417 amino acids. NCBI's taxonomy places the organism in Eukaryota, Metazoa, Arthropoda, Insecta, Lepidoptera, Crambidae. The record is from RefSeq and is a predicted model, not a curated record.